AUGGCUGUCUAUCCUGGGGGGGACACCAAUGACAGGUUUUACCGGGCUCUGGGAACCCAGAUGCCGACACUGAAUGGCGAGAGCGCUCUCAGGGAACCAGGGCACCCCUCGCCAGCGCCCCGCCAACAGUGGCGCGCGCGCCCUAGCCGGCUCCGGGCGCACGGUCCCGGCAUUGUCCUCCCCGCCCCCUCCGGGCCGAGUUGGAAAAGCCCCGCCCGCCCCGAGGCCCGAGCGAGGCUCCGCGGGAGGAAUUCCGGCCAUUUCCUCCGCGCCGCGAGGUAUGUGGCCUGUCACUGCCCGGCCGCCGCGCUGCUCGGAGGUGGGGGCCGGGCGCCGUGGGACAGUCACCAGCCGCGUCCGGCAGCUGCCCGCGCCUCGGGGUCCUUCUGGAGGUUCCCGGCCGGCCUCCCCCCUCGUCCCGGGCGACCCCGCCGCCUUUCCAGCAGCCCCGGGCCUGGGCGGCCCCUCCAGGCUCCGGCCUCGCCCCGCCGCGCCCCCUCCCCGGCGGCCGCGGACGAGCCGAGGGGUGAGAGGGCCCCUGGGAGUCCCCAGCGUCUGACUCUGAGUGUGAAACUGAAGUUGACGCUUGCUGCGGAACUUGGGGCCUCACUUUCUCCAUCUGUGAAAUGGGGACCCUAUCAACUGUGUCUACCUCAUUCGUGCUCCCCUGAGUUAAAGGGCAUCAGGCUCUCGCCUGAGAGCCAGCCUUCUCAAGCAAUGGCUGUUUGUUCUCUCUCAGUCAUCCCCAGGCCUAGAGAACUCGUGACUACUGGCUCAUAACCAAGUCCUGUACUUUGUUCCUGGUCUUCAGGAUCUAUGAAAAGCUUCCAAUGGCCUGACAAACAAACUAUCAAGCAUGUACGCUUUAAGAAUAAUAUAUCCCUCUCAGAGCCACACCACUGAAAGAUGUUCCUUCAGCAACAGAAAGAUUUAUUACUUUCUUCCCCCACAGAAAAACCACAAAAACAUUUCCUUCUUCACUGCAGCAGUAAGUUCCAAGGUUCAUUAAAGAACCAGCCAAAUGCUUCCUCCUAGCUUGUAGGAGAAGAAGUUAAAGAUGAAGAGCAUUUAAAACUCUACCUCUGGACACCUGCCACAUACCUGAUUCCUUUCUGACAUCUUCUUCCGGUUCCUCCAGGGUAAGGGAUGCAGAGCUGCCACAGUUGGGGCCGUGGAAUCUCUCUGGCUCUUCUCCUCUGGUAUUAAUAAUAGAUGGCUCUCAUUGAAUUGCACACCUGCCAUAAACCAGCCUCUGCAUUUUACAAAUUGUCUUGAACUUUAACCCCAAAACUGGAAACAAAUGUAACUUGAGUGUUGGCUGCCUGGGCAGGCUCUAGAUUCAUAAUUGCAGAAUGCAUCUUUCUGUCCCUGUCACCAAGGAUCGCCUUCCUUUGGUACAUUUGCAGAAGGCAUGUCGGUUUCCUAAACUCUCUGCUUAGCAGGGGCCUCUGCUCACUGUGCUGUGGGUUCUGGCUGGUGACUCUAGGGUCACCGUCUUUCCUCAACAUGCCACAGAUGGUGGCCUCAGGGGUGUAGAUGACAGAAUAAUGACUCCCUGAAGAUGUCCACAUCUGGGAACCUGUGAAUAUGUUACCUUUCAUGGCAAAACAGACUGCAGAUGUCACCAAGUUAAGGACCUUUGGAAAGGGAGAUUAUUCUGGAUUGUUGGGUGGACCCAAUGUAAUUGCAAGAUUCUUAGAAGGGGAAAAGGGAAGCAGGAGAGUCAGAGUCAGAGAAGGUGAUGUGAUGAUGGAAGCAGAAAGUGAAAGGAUGUGAAGAAGGGACCACUGAGUCAAGGAAUGCAGGAGAUGACUUGAGUUUGUAAAAGGCAAGGAAACAGACUUGCCCUUAGAGCCUCCAGAAGAAAUGCAGGACUGCCAACACCUUGAUUUUAGGGCUUCUGACCUCCAGAUCUGUAAGAUAAUAAAUUUGUAUUGUUUUAAGCCACUGAGUUUGUGAUAAUUUGUUACAGCAACAACAGGAAACGAGCAUAAGGGCUGAUGCAGGGAAGGCCACAUUUCCCUUUGUAGCCUUGUCC
This is a messenger RNA of Choloepus didactylus (southern two-toed sloth), 2038 nucleotides long. RefSeq names its product translation initiation factor IF-2-like. The transcript is spliced from 4 exons. The record is from RefSeq and is a predicted model, not a curated record. Bases 1 to 780 code for a protein of 259 amino acids. NCBI's taxonomy places the organism in Eukaryota, Metazoa, Chordata, Mammalia, Pilosa, Megalonychidae.